Cuculus canorus (common cuckoo) is the source of this 1022-nucleotide messenger RNA. RefSeq names its product mitotic spindle organizing protein 1 (gene MZT1). The record is from RefSeq and is a predicted model, not a curated record. Gene Ontology annotation, cellular component: spindle; interphase microtubule organizing center; centrosome. Gene Ontology annotation, biological process: microtubule nucleation by interphase microtubule organizing center; mitotic spindle assembly; gamma-tubulin complex localization. The transcript has 3 exons. Lineage: Eukaryota; Metazoa; Chordata; Aves; Cuculiformes; Cuculidae. The coding region runs from base 32 to 250 and encodes 72 amino acids.
UCCGGUUAGGCGGGGGGAGAGGGGGGGGGUCAUGGCGAGCAACGCCGCCAGCGUGAACGCCGUGCGGGAGACGAUGGACGUUCUGUUUGAGAUUUCAAGAAUUUUAAACACUGGCUUGGAUAUGGAAACAUUGUCUAUUUGUGUGCGGCUUUGUGAGCAGGGGAUAAAUCCAGAAGCGUUAUCAUCUGUUAUUAAAGAACUGCGUAAGGCUACAGAAGCUCUAAAGGCCGCUGAAAAUAUGACAGGCUGACACGGGAGAAGAUUUAUGUGAGAAGAAUGCCAGGUUAAAGUUAACAGAGAGGCUGAAGAUUGCCACUAUUGAGAAAAAUGAGUGUGUGUGUGUGUAAAAGUUUCAGAAUAUUUCUGUAAUUUUCUUGAAAAAGAAGGCAUAUAGAGUACCUUUGAAAAGUUUUUUUAAUAAGACUUGUUGUUGUGUGUGAAUAUAGUGCCGUUGUUCUUGGUUGGUAUUUUUAAACCAUGUCAGAUACUGCACAGUUGCUGAAAUUACUAGUGUGUAGCAACAGAUGUUAUAAUGAUUAUAGUUAGUUAAUGCAUCGUUUAGAAUAUAUAUGCUAAUAUAUCCUGGGUUUUAUCUCUUGCAUUGGUGAAAAGCUACAUGUACAGUGUUAAUUUUGCUUUACGAACCAGAUAAGAAUGAAGCCUAUCCUGACUUUAUUGUAAGUUAGAGUAAGGGUAAUGACUUAAGUCUCAGUCUAAAAGUAUGCAAUAAAGCACUUUUGAUAACAUAGAUAAUGAUUUGUCAUUUUGAAUCAAAUUGCUCUAAAAAGUUUUUUUUAACUUGAAUAAUAAAGCAACUCCAGUUAUCCAGCAGAAAUGUAUGUAAAUUUGAAUUAUAGAUUACAUGAAUUUUUUUUUUUUACAGUGUUCGGGUGCUACAUUUGUUAUACUUGUUCUGACUAUUAGACCUGAAAAUAUUAAGGCUACAUUGUUCCUUCCUGUUCAAACCAUAUAUAAGAACUGUCAGUUCUGGUUGAUGGGAAUCAAGGGGUCUUAAACAGUUA